Megalops cyprinoides (Indo-Pacific tarpon) is the source of this 1330-nucleotide messenger RNA. Its product is annotated as dehydrodolichyl diphosphate synthase complex subunit nus1-like. Gene Ontology annotation, molecular function: ditrans,polycis-polyprenyl diphosphate synthase [(2E,6E)-farnesyl diphosphate specific] activity. The record is from RefSeq and is a predicted model, not a curated record. Bases 215 to 1072 code for a protein of 285 amino acids. Lineage: Eukaryota; Metazoa; Chordata; Actinopteri; Elopiformes; Megalopidae. Gene Ontology annotation, cellular component: endoplasmic reticulum membrane; dehydrodolichyl diphosphate synthase complex. The transcript has 5 exons.
UUGAAACAUGGCAGUCGGGGAGAUGGAAGCGUGUGAAGAAGCAAUAAUCUAGAGGAUACUGUUCCUGGCUGAUCUGCACGCUGGGGAAGGAUGAUCAUGUUGGUGCUGUCGUUUUGAGAACUGCCAUGAGGACCUUAAGGGAUUCCCGAUAAGCGGAAGGACUCUACCGGGGAAGAUUUAACGGUAUAACGUUGGCUAGAUUAGCUGGCCAGCUAUGGCACUUGUGUACGGGUUCGCAUGGCGUGUGUUGCAUGUCCUUCUGCACCUCCAGCGAGCGCUUCUCACCUGGCUCCGAACCCGCCUCUGCGGUCUCAACCGGCGGGUCUGGAAGCGACUUAUGGCAGCCCUGCUCUUUCCGGUGACGUUCGGCCUCCAGAACCACGUCCACAAGACCAUAAGACUGGGUCCGCCUCCCAGCAAGCGGGGCUGUCGCCGGGUGCCCUGGGGACCAGACCCGAGGUCUCUGGAGAAGCUGCCGCUGCAUGUCGGCUUGUUGAUAGCGGACGAGGAGCCACGCUACACAGACGUAGCCAACCUUGUAGUGUGGUGCAUGGCGGUGGGAAUAUCAUAUGUCAGCGUCUACGAUCAGCAAGGAGUCUUCAGAAGAAACAGCGCCAGGCUCACAGAUGUAAUCUUGAAGCAGCAAGACAAACUCCUGGGUCUCGACAGUUCAGAUUACGCUGUUGAGUUUUUAAACAACAGCAGUGAGAAACACAACCCUCACGCGCUGGCGUACCAGGUUUCGGUGAGGGUGCUCUCUGCAGACGACGGCCGGCCGGGCAUCGUGCAGGCGGCCCAGCAGCUGUGCCGGGCUGUGGAGCGGAGGGAGAGGAGGGCUGUGGACAUCGACGUCGGCAUGCUGGACUCCACGCUCGGAGAUUUACAGAAACACAUACCAGACCCAGACCUGGUUCUGAAGUUCGGCCAGGUGAACAGUACUUUGGGCUUCCUCCCCUGGCACAUCCGUCUGACGGAGUUCAUCUCCUUGCCUUCCCUCCUGGAGGUCUCGUACGAGGACUUUUACUGCGCACUACAGCGCUACGCCACCUGCGAGCAGAGGGAGGGGAAAUGAAGAGGUGCUCGGCGGCUGAUCUGGGAUCAGGGAAAGGGGAUUCCGGGGACCUGCUGUCUCUUCAUGUUUACACAAUCCCCCCCCUCCCGAGAACCAAAAAAAAAAAACGGUGCAUCCUCCACAUCUCGUCCUCUUCCUCCCCUCCACGUUUUACUUCUGAGACUCCUCUUAGUGAGUCCAAGGAGCAGAGCCAUGGUGUACCGUUUGUGGUUACUGUGUCCACGUCUCUUCAGCACCCCUUGUGGUCACCAUAGGCUA